CUUCUAUUCCAUUCAACAGAGAGAUAGAGACAGAGUGGAACAAUCCUCCGUUUAGCAAUCAUGUCGAAACGGAGUGGCAAAUUAGUUCGAUGGAUGUUGUGGGUUGUGGCUGUGCUAGCUUUGUUUUUUCUGGGAUUCCUCAUAGGUUGGUUUGCAAAGCCUGCACAUCCAGAAAACACAAACACUCCCUCCAGUCAGUAUUUGCAGGAGUUACUGGAAGAAAUGCAGCCUAGUCAGAUAAGAGAGCAUCUCAGGAAAUUUACACGCCUCCCCCAUCUGGCCGGCACGGAACAGAAUCUGAAGUAUGCAGAGCAGAUUCAGAAGGAGUGGCAGGAGUUUGGGUUGGACUCUGUAGAGAUGGUGCCGUACGAUGUCCUGCUGUCCUACCCCAACGCAUCGCAGCCCAAUUAUAUUGCAAUAGUGGACGCAAACGGCGAUGAGAUUUUUACCACAUCCUUGGCUGAGCCCGUUCCCGAGGGUUAUGAAGACAUCGCCGACAUUGUCCCCCCAUACAGCGCCUUCUCUCCCAAAGGACAACCUGAGGGCGAUCUGGUGUAUGUCAACUAUGGCCGAACUGAAGACUUCUUCCAGUUGGAGAGGCAGAUGGGAAUUAAUGUGACUGGGAAGAUCGUCAUUGUCAGAUAUGGGAAAAUAUUUCGAGGCAAUAAGGUGAAGAAUGCCAUGUUAGCCGGCGCAAAAGGAAUUAUUUUGUUCUCUGAUCCAGCAGAUUACAGUGCUGAAGGAGUCAAGCCCUACCCUGAAGGUUGGAACCUUCCAGGUGGUGGAGCUCAAAGAGGAAACGUUAUGAACCUGAAUGGAGCAGGAGAUGCGCUCACACCCGGAUACCCAGCUAAAGAAUAUACCCAUAGAACAUCUCCUGAAGAUGGAGUGGGACUUCCUAGCAUUCCCGUGCAUCCUAUCGGCUACCAUGAUGCAUUUCACCUCCUUAAGAACAUGGGAGGACCAACUCCACCAAGCAACUGGAAAGGCGCUUUAAACGUUUCCUACAGGAUUGGUCCAGGUUUCACAGAUGACGUAAAGAACCAGUCAGUGCGCAUGAACAUCUAUACCAACAUCAAGGUGACCAGAAUCUACAACGUCAUUGGAAGGAUUCGAGGCACUCUUGAGCCAGACAGGUAUGUGAUUCUUGGCGGACACCGGGAUGCGUGGGUUUUUGGAGGAAUUGAUCCCAUGUCGGGAGCUGCUGUGGUCCAUGAAGUCGUUCGCAGUGCCGGCAAGUUUGUCAGUAAAGGCUGGAGGCCGAGAAGAACAAUAAUAUUUGCCAGCUGGGAUGCAGAGGAAUUUGGACUGCUGGGCUCCACAGAAUGGGCAGAGGACAAUGCCAAGCUGCUUCAGGAGAGAGCUGUGGCCUACAUCAAUGCAGACUCUGGCAUUGAGGGUAUGUAUACGUUGAGGGUUGACUGCACUCCAUCUUUACACACACUUGUGUAUGACCUCACCAAGCAGUUGGCCAGUCCAGAGUUAGACGAGGAAGGACUUUCUCUGUAUGAAAGUUGGCAUAAGAAAGACAACUGGACGAACGACCGUGACGCACCCAGGAUCAACAAACUGGGCUCGGGAAGUGAUUUUGAAGCUUAUUUUGUCCGUCUGGGAAUUGCAGCAGGCAGAGCAAGAUACACCAAGAACUGGAAAACAGAGCGAUACAGCAGUUUCCCCGUCUAUCACACCGUGUAUGAAACCUUUGAGGUUGUGGAGAAGUUUUACGACCCUACCUUCAGAAGACUUCGCACUGUGGCCCAAAUGAGAGGGGGGCUCACUUUCCUCCUGGCGGAUUCACAGAUCAUCCCUCUCGAUGCCAACCAGUACGCCCUCUCUCUCCAAAAGUAUGCAAGGAGCAUUGCAGUCUUAGGACAGGGACACAUGGAGGAGAUGCAGAAAUACAAGGUGUCAUUUGAUUCCUUGUUUUCAGCAGUGGAAAACUUCACAGUGGCUGCAAGGGACUUUCAUGAGCGCCUACAAAACAUAAACACGGCAGAUACUCUGCAGGUACGUGCAAUGAAUGAUCAGCUCAUGUAUCUUGAGAGAGCCUUUAUAGACCCCCUGGGAUUACCUGGCCGACCUUUCUACAGGCAUGUGAUAUUCGCUCCGAGCAGCCAUAAUAAAUACGCAGGGGAGUCAUUCCCUGGGAUUUAUGACGCAUUGUUCAACAUCGAGGACUCAGCAGACCAGGAGAAGGCCUGGAACGAAGUCAAGAGACAAAUCAGCAUAGCAGCAUUCACUGUCCACGCGGCUGCCAUGACGCUUACGCCGCCUGCGUGACGUAGCCAUGAACAUCUUCUUGCACCGUGGCAUUAAAUGAGCCGGAAAAGACGAGAAGAGGAACCGCUCUGCAAAUCACAAAAGGUGCACUGUGAGGUAGAAAUGAUAAAUCACUGUUUGAGACUUCUGAUCACACUCUAGUAAAAUACAUUUUUAUAAAUCAAUCUUCUGUAAAGACGUUAGAAGUGGGAUUCAUAUUGGACCGAUCACCUGUCAAUCACACCACACACUAGUGGUUCUUUUCCUGAACUGGUGGCUCGAGAGCCAUUACUAAAUAAUGUAUUGACCCAAUGUCUGUGAAUGCAUCUGAUGGUGGGUCCCACACCCGAACCAGUUGAGAACCACUCAUAUAGACAAUAAUUCAUUCACAUUCACGUACAUACUGCAGAGUAUUUAAUAAGCAGUACACUAUGUGCAUAAACAAGUGACCUCUUACCUCUUCAGUACAUUGCUCUGCUGCAUCCAGUCCAAUAUUUUGCAGGAUGUAGGGUUAAAUUAUAACAAAAUAAAAAUUCAACAAAGCAGAAAAUCAGAUAAGAGGGAUCAAAAGCUGCCCUCAAAUCUAAAUGCAUGAAUUCCCCUUAAUGUGUGAUAUCAGAUGUAUUUUAAAGUAGUCAAUUUAGACUGGACUACUGUAUACCUGAGGAAAACAUGCAGAAUAAUCACUAGUCGUUUUCAGACAUUUUAUUGUUGAAGACAAAACUGUAAGAACCAUAAAGGUGCAUUAAAAGUGAGCGUUUGCUUGGGUGAAGUACGAAGGCCAUUUUUCCCCCGUCACAUCAUCUGUGGAAUAAAUUAAUCAGAUUAGAAGAAUUUUGUGUAUCCCUUUUGUUGCAUCCCUACCAAAAACAUACUGUAUAAUCGUGCUAACCGACAGAUUGCAGCAGCAGUUUGCAGGCGUAAUUACUUCAGUUAUUACGGUUGCGUGACGGCAAAUGCUGUGAAAGUCACUCAAAAUGAGCCAAUUAAAUUGUUUCUUUGCCAAACUAUGAGAAGCAUGGCUUGCUCAACAGGAAAAGCGAACGUUUGAAAGUGAACGGACGGACCAAAUGUUUGUUCAAUCUUCCAGAAUCCAGUGUCCAGGCUACCUAAAACAUCCUACAUUUAAGAGAACCGGGAUUCAAACCGUGGAGCCGUGGAGACUUUGCAGACCUUCUGACGGUUUGUGGGGAGUUCCUGGUCUCCUGAGAGUGCACUUGGGGUGACUUGAAGCUGCCACACCUGCCCCCUCGUCCCACUGCAGCCGGCAUGUUUUCUUUGGCCAGCACAUCAGCGGGAGGCCUCUUUGAGGUUUUGCCUGGCGAUUUGCGGGUGGAGCUCCGUAGCUUACUGAGGCCUUUUUUCAGAUAGCUGUUGUUUUUCUUUGGGGUGUUGUCGAUUGUGAACAUCAUGGAUUGUCUCCGGUCAGCCUGAGAAUAAAAUGUGGAAGAUGAUAAUGUAGUUGAAUUCUCUUGAAGCAACAGAGUCUACAAUAAGUAGAGUACUUGGCUGCCACCAGCAGAAGUGCUGUUCAUUCAGCCUCAAGUAAUGACAACAUGAAUGACAACAUGAUGUCA
Molecule: messenger RNA, 3836 nt
Organism: Doryrhamphus excisus (bluestripe pipefish)
Lineage: Eukaryota; Metazoa; Chordata; Actinopteri; Syngnathiformes; Syngnathidae
Gene: naalad2
Product: N-acetylated alpha-linked acidic dipeptidase 2
Molecular function (GO): carboxypeptidase activity
Source: RefSeq, a predicted model, not a curated record